ACUUCCGGCCCAUCACCCCCGUUUGUUCCGACUCCUGUUUUCUACGCUCAUAGAGAAGCGCGUGCCAGGUAGAGCGAUUGAGGCCCCUGGAGGCCUGGUUUGGGACUUUGAUCGGAGUGCGGCCGCCAGAGCAUGGAGAGUCCGAAGGGGGAAGCGCCGGCGGCGUCUCUGGCCGCUGUGCUGAAGCGCAGCUCGGCGCUGCCGUUCGAGAGCGCACAGGUCCGAGGUUACGAUUUCAGCCGUGGCGUGGACUACCACGCGAUGCUGGAAGCCUUCGGCACCACUGGUUUCCAGGCUACCAACUUCGGGCGUGCGGUGCAUCAAGUGAAAGCCAUGAUAGAGAAGAAGCUGGAGCCUCUGCCGCAGGAUGAAGACCAACACGCAGAUCUGACCCAGAGCCACCGCCCACUCACUGGCUGCACCAUUUUCUUGGGCUACACCUCCAACCUCAUCAGUUCAGGCGUUCGUGAAACCAUCCGUUAUCUCGUGCAACACAACAUGGUGGAUGUCUUGGUUACUACGGCUGGGGGCGUGGAGGAGGAUCUCAUCAAGUGCCUGGCACCCACAUACCUGGGCGAGUUCAGCCUCCGGGGGAAGGAGCUACGUGAGAACGGGAUUAACAGGAUUGGGAACCUGCUGGUUCCCAAUGAUAAUUACUGCAAGUUUGAGGACUGGCUGAUGCCCAUUCUGGACCAGAUGGUGCUGGAGCAGAACACAGAGGGUGUGAAGUGGACGCCUUCCAAGAUGAUAGCCCGCCUCGGCAAGGAGAUCAACAACCCAGAGUCAGUGUAUUACUGGGCCCAGAAGAACCACAUCCCUGUACUGAGCCCGGCGCUCACAGAUGGCUCACUGGGUGACAUGAUCUUUUUCCAUUCCUACAAGAACCCGGGCCUGGUCCUGGACAUCGUGGAGGACGUGAGGCUCAUCAACACCCAGGCCAUCUUUGCCAAGCGCUCUGGCAUGAUCAUCCUGGGCGGGGGUGUAGUCAAGCACCACAUCGCAAACGCCAACCUCAUGCGGAAUGGGGCUGACUAUGCUGUCUACAUUAACACGGCCCAGGAGUUUGAUGGCUCUGACUCUGGCGCCCGGCCGGACGAAGCUGUCUCUUGGGGCAAGAUCAGGGUGGAUGCACAGCCUGUCAAGGUGAGGGCCAGCCAGCCUGCUGGGGUGAAGGGUCUCCUAAGCUGUAGCUUUGGAUCCCAUGGUUACCUGAGUCCCCUCUGCAGGUCUAUGCUGAUGCCUCCCUGGUCUUUCCCCUGCUCGUGGCUGAAACCUUUGCCCAGAAGGUAGAUGCCUUCAUGCCUGAGAAGAACAAGGACUGACAGUUGUGCCCCCUUCUGUUUAUUAGUUUCCAGACCAGCCCCUCCCCUACUCCUUGGUCAGUAGCACGCCUGGAAUAAAUGGUCUCAGUGGUCCAGA
Messenger RNA from Miniopterus natalensis, 1419 nucleotides. It is a transcript of the gene DHPS, whose product is annotated as deoxyhypusine synthase. Gene Ontology annotation, cellular component: cytoplasm. NCBI's taxonomy places the organism in Eukaryota, Metazoa, Chordata, Mammalia, Chiroptera, Miniopteridae. The record is from RefSeq and is a predicted model, not a curated record. Gene Ontology annotation, biological process: peptidyl-hypusine biosynthetic process. Gene Ontology annotation, molecular function: deoxyhypusine synthase activity.